AUGCUGAGUUUGUGGCUGAUGACGUCCGGGGAGAUGCCAAGCAUAUCGUUGUAUGACCAGGUGAAAACUUCCGACUUGGCCCUUAAAAAGGUAAUGAAGUCAGCUUGUAGAGACGGACUGAGGGAGGUGCCGAUCCGGACCUGCCGAUCCUACGCGUCGGAGAUGGAGAUCAUCUCGAGCUCUUCGGCAGGCUGA
Molecule: messenger RNA, 195 nt
Organism: Prunus armeniaca (apricot)
Lineage: Eukaryota; Viridiplantae; Streptophyta; Magnoliopsida; Rosales; Rosaceae
Source: the annotation of a GenBank genome assembly